Molecule: messenger RNA, 5118 nt
Organism: Sclerotinia sclerotiorum 1980 UF-70
Lineage: Eukaryota; Fungi; Ascomycota; Leotiomycetes; Helotiales; Sclerotiniaceae
Exons: 2
Coding region: 1-5118 (1705 amino acids)
Biological process (GO): DNA-templated transcription
Cellular component (GO): RNA polymerase I complex
Molecular function (GO): DNA-directed RNA polymerase activity; DNA binding
Source: RefSeq, a predicted model, not a curated record
AUGAAUAUCUCCCAGCCAGUUCCGUCAGCCAUUGAGAGCGUUGAAUUUGCAUUCCUUUCUACGGCUGAGAUCAAAUCUCUCUCUGUGAAGAGGAUAGAGAAUCCUGUUACAUUUGACAGUCUCCUUCACCCAGUCCCAGGAGGUCUUUAUGAUCCAGCACUAGGUGCUUGGGGUGAUAAUAACUGUACAACAUGUAAUCUCAGUUCGUUUUCCUGCCCGGGUCACGCAGGCCAUAUCGACUUACCCGCCCCCGUAUACCACCCUACUUUCAUGGACCAGGUUCUGCGAUUGUUGCGAUCAAAAUGCAAAUACUGUCACCAGUUCAAGAUGUCGCGCAAGGAGGUCAAUCGAUAUGUUUGCAAGUUGCGCCUGAUUCAACAGGGUCUGCUAAGCGCUGCUGAGGAGAUUGAUAAUAUCGAGGUCGCUCAACCGAAGGAAGGGGAAGAACCUGCUAGUGAUUCCGACGAGGAGACUCCUGUUGAUAGUGUCAUCCGAAGGCGGCUUGCAUUUGUCAAAAAAGAACUCAAGGCCGCCAAGGCUUCUGGAUGGGAAUGGAGAAGGGAAAAGCAUGAAGGUGUGGCAGAAGCACGCAGAGUUGUGGUCAAGAGCUUUAUGAAGGCCAUAACUGCAGGGAGAUUAUGUGGAAACUGUCAAGGUAUAUCGCCCACUUACCGCAAGGAUCGCUAUGUGAAGAUUUUCGAGAAGUCCUUGAGCGUCAAAGAUAAGGCCAAGAUGGCCCAAGGCAGCUAUCGAGCUGUGAAUGCCGUGCAAUUGGUUCAUGGCGAGAAGAAAGACCGUGAUGGCGAUGAAGGCAUCGCAGACAUCGACCUGGAAUCAAAUAAAGACGAAGACGAAGGCGAAGGCGAAUCCCUUGAUGUCGAUGGAGAUGUGGUCAUGGAUGGCCCCGCCACCUCAAGCUCCAAACCUCGAGUCGCACCGCUGCCACAGCGGUAUGUUGAUGCCAUGGAGGUCAAAGCCUCUUUAACAUUGUUGUUUGAGAAAGAGCAAGAAAUCUUGUCCCUUGUUUACAACUCUCGGUCAUCCGUCAAGAAGCCAUCUGUGGUUAAGGCAGAUAUGUUUUUCCUACAAACUUUACUCGUCCCUCCGAAUAGAUAUCGCCCGGAAGCGAAGACCGGUGAUGGCGAGAUUUCCGAGGCUCAACAAAAUUCCCUCUACAAGCAGAUUCUGAAAAGUGCUGAUACUGUGAACCAAAUCUAUCUCGAUAUCCAGAAUCCGGACAGGCCCUCGCAAAGUGCAACCUUGAGAAAGAGAGAUUUUUUUGAUCUUCAAGAAGCAUGUUGCUCUAUGCAAGAUGCUGUCAAUUCCUUGAUUGACAGAGAUCGAAAUCCCAUCCAAGGUGCAGCCGGAAAGAAGAACGAGGAUGGUAUCAAGCAAAAGCUCGAGAAAAAGGAGGGUCUUUUCAGAAAGAACAUGAUGGGAAAACGUGUUAACUUUGCUGCUCGCUCCGUCAUUUCUCCAGACCCAAAUAUCGAAACGAACGAAAUUGGUGUUCCUCCCGUUUUCGCCAAGAAGCUCACAUACCCUGAACCUGUCACGAGCCAUAACUUCAAGGAAAUGCAACAAGCGGUCAUCAACGGUGUCGAUAAGUGGCCUGGUGCUGCUGCGAUCGAGAACGAGAAUGGUCAAGUCAUCAAUCUACGUUCGAAGACACAGGAUGAAAGAAUGGCACUGGCGAACCAAUUGCUUGCAUCCUCUAGUAACGGAGCCAGCGGUGCUCGCAAUAAGAAGGUCUAUCGACAUCUUACUAACGGAGAUGUUGUGCUCAUGAACCGUCAACCAACCUUGCACAAGCCUUCGAUCAUGGGUCACAGAGCUAGAGUACUUCCAGGGGAGAAGACCAUUCGGAUGCACUACGCCAACUGUAAUACCUAUAAUGCAGAUUUCGAUGGAGACGAAAUGAACAUGCAUUUUCCACAAACUGAGGUUGCCCGAGCAGAAGCGCUACAGAUUGCCGACACCGAUCACCAAUAUUUGAGUGCUACCGCCGGUAAACCAUUGAGAGGUUUGAUUCAAGAUCACAUUUCCGUAUCCGUUUGGAUGUGUAACAAAGAUACAUACUUUGAUCGAGCUACUUAUCAACAACUGAUCUAUAAUUGUAUUCGCCCAGAAAGUGGACAUAUUUCUGGCGAGCGCAUACAGACUGUUGCCCCUGCGAUCAUUAAACCAGUCGCACGAUGGACAGGAAAGCAGGUAAUUACAACGAUAUUGAAAAACAUCACGCCCAUCAACUGCGCUCCGAUAUCUCUCACAGGAAAAACACAAACUCCGGCUGAUCGAUGGGGUGCGGAUUCAGAGGAAGGUGUUGUUCUUUUCAAAGGCGGUGAAUUCAUCACUGGAAUUUUGGACAAGGCACAGAUUGGUCCUGCUGGUGGUGGUCUCAUUCACUCUGUUCAUGAGGUUUACGGUCCUGCCACUGCUGGAAAGCUUCUCAGUAUUCUAGGUCGUUUAUUGACGAAGUACCUCCACAUGAGGGCAUUCACUUGCGGAAUGGAUGAUUUGAGGCUUACUCCCGAAGGCGAAAAGAUACGUACAGAAACUCUGAUGGAUGCUGGUAAGAUUGGUCUUGAGGUUGCUGCUAAGUAUGUGUCUCUUGAAGACCAAAAGCCUACCGAUACCGAUCAAGAGCUGCUCAAUAGGUUGGAGGAUGUUAUGAGAGAUGACAGCAAGCAGGCAGGUCUCGAUGCGUUGAUGAACGCUCGUGCUGGAAAGCUUUCCACCGCGAUCACUAAUGCAUGCCUUCCCCAAGGCUUGGUCAAGCAAUUUCCGCACAAUCAAAUGCAGAACAUGACAGUUUCUGGCGCCAAGGGUUCUGCGGUCAACGCCAAUCUCAUUUCCUGUAACUUGGGACAACAAGUCUUGGAAGGACGUAGGGUGCCGUUGAUGGUAAGCGGAAAAUCACUUCCAUGCUUUAAGCCAUUCGAGACGCAUGUCAGAGCAGGAGGUUACAUUGUCAAUCGUUUCUUGACUGGAAUACGACCACAAGAAUACUACUUCCACGCAAUGGCUGGUAGAGAAGGUUUGAUUGAUACUGCAGUCAAGACUUCAAGAUCCGGGUAUCUACAAAGAUGUCUGAUCAAGGGUAUGGAGGGUCUUAAGGUUGAGUAUGAUACGUCUGUGCGGGAUUCUGAUGGGUCCAUGAUUCAAUUCAUCUAUGGUGAAGAUGGACUGGAUGUGACGAAGCAAAAGCAUUUGACCGAUUUCAAGUUCUUAUUGCAGAAUCUCAUGUCGGAGCUUUCUCAAUUAAACUAUGGCGACCCACGCUAUGAUACAAUCUUUGAAGAAAAGGAAAUCAUCAUCAAACGGAUGAAGAAAGCCUUGAAACAUGUGAAAGCAAAUGAUCUAAACGGUCCAGAUCCUGUUCUUUCCGAAUACAAUCCCGGUAAAUAUGGAUAUGCAACGUCAGAGAAAUAUUUCGAGACUUUAACGAACUACAUGAAGACGAAUCCGGAUGGUCUGGUUAAGGACAAAGAACAUCCAGAUGGUGUCGGACCAAGAAAGGCCUUGGAGCCUGUUCUUGUUGCCAAAUACUUGAAAUCUGUCGUUGAGCCUGGUGAAGCUGUCGGUAUUGUUGCUGGACAAUCUGUGGGUGAACCUUCCACACAAAUGACGCUCAAUACUUUCCAUUUGGCCGGUCACUCUACCAAGAACGUCACGCUCGGUAUUCCCCGUCUUCGUGAAAUUGUCAUGACGGCAAGUAAUCAUAUCUCAACGCCAUCAAUGACAUUGACUCUCAACGAGGAGCUAACUCCAGACGAAUGUGAAAAGUUUGCCAAGUCCAUAAGCAUUCUGUCUCUGGCUGAGGUGUUAGAUUGGGCUUCGGUCAAGGAGCGAAUUGGACGUGGGGUAGCUUUCCAACAAGCCAAGAUAUACGACAUCCAUAUUAAGCUCUUCCCUUCGAAGGAAUACUGUGAGACUUACGCCAUUGACAUCAAUGAUGUCAUUUUUACACUGCAGCGAAGAUUUACACAGAAACUUCAAUCUCUUACACGCAAGGCUCUUGGAAAGAAGAAGGUUGAAAAGGCGGGAAAAGCAGGUGCAAAUACUGCUGCAGUACCGGAAAUUGGUAAAUCUGUUGGUACGAUAGAAGAAGCUAGACCGGAUGCUGAGAGAGAAUUGGGCGAAGAUGACGAUGAUGAAGAUGGUGAAGAUGAUGCAACCAAUGACAAGCAGAAAGCGAAUCGUGCAGAGGCGGUCAGUUACGCCGCCAACGAUGACGAGGAUGACGCGGUCCAGGCACAAAAUGCUGAGCCGGAAGACGUCGAAGACAUGGAGGAUGAAGGCAUUGGAGGCAGUCCACGUGCACCACAAAGUGAUGACGAAGAUGAGGAAAAUGAUGACAAUGGAGAACGUAGAAAGCGCAAGAUGAACGCUGCCACGGAGGAACUCGAAGCUCAAGUAAUGAAGCGCUGCCAAGAUAUUACUCGCUUCCGCUUCGACCAAGAGAACGCAGAAUGGUGUGAUAUUAGCCUCGAGUAUGAUGCUGAUGUUCCUAAGGUUCUUAUGCUUUCCAUCGUUGAAGAAGCUCUUCGAUCCUGCCUCAUCCAACAUAUCGCGGGCAUUGGAUCAUGUACCUAUGAUGGGGAUAACGAAGUCAAGGACCCCAAAACAGGAAGAACUGUUAAGGUACCAGUUGUUCACACCGAAGGUGUCAACCUCAAGGCAAUGCAAAACUAUGCCGCAUUUAUCAAUCCCAACACGAUAUCGACCAAUGACAUCGCAGCAAUGCUCGAGAAUUAUGGUGUGGAGGCCUGUCGAUCAACCAUCGUCCAGGAAUUGCACAGCGUUUUCGCCGGUCACGCCAUCCAGGUGGACAUGCGUCAUUUAAAUCUGAUUGCAGAUUACAUGACCAGAGGUGGUGGUUUCAGUCCAUUUAACCGAAAUGGAAUGAAGGGUAGUGUCAGCCCUUUCAUGAAGAUGAGUUUCGAGACGACUGUUGGUUUCUUGGCAGAUGCAGUCGCGGAGUGUGAUUGGGAUGACCUGGCCAAUCCAAGUAGUAGGAUUGUGAUAGGAAGGAUGAGUAAGGUGGGCACUGGAGCUUUUGAUGUUCUUACCAAAGUGCCAACGGGAAAGACGGAGGAUGAGGUGAUGGAGGAGUGA